GUGAGACGACGGGCCGCGCGCGGAUUGGCUGCUUCGGGCCGGGGGGGCUGAGGCCGGGCGGGCAGAGUCCACCCCGGAGCCUUCAAAUGGGGAGACCCGGGAGGCGCCAGCAGAAUCGAGACGGUACCACGAUUCUCGGGGCUAGCGGACGGCUGGAGGGAAGUGCAAAGGAACCGGCCCGCGCCGGGCGCCGAGCCGCACCGGCCCAGGCAGCGCCGCGCCCGCCGGGGGCCGUAGAGCACGCAUCUAGCCUCCAGCCAUGGGGUCGGCCGCAUUGGAAAUCAUGGGCCUGGUGCUGUGCCUGGUGGGCUGGGUGGGCCUGAUCCUGGCGUGCGGGCUGCCCAUGUGGCAGGUGACCGCUUUCCUGGACCACAACAUCGUGACGGCGCAGACCACCUGGAAGGGGCUGUGGAUGUCGUGCGUGGUGCAGAGCACAGGCCACAUGCAGUGCAAGGUGUAUGACUCCGUGCUGGCGCUGAGCACCGAGGUGCAGGCGGCGAGGGCGCUCACCGUGGGCGCGGUGCUGCUGGCGCUUGUGGCGCUCUUUGUGACCCUGGCGGGCGCGCAGUGCACCACCUGCGUGCCCGCAGGCCCGGCCAAGGCGCGCGUAGCCCUCACGGGCGGCGCGCUCUACGCGCUGUGCGGGCUGCUGGCGCUCGUGCCGCUUUGCUGGUUCGCCAACAUCGUGGUCCGCGAGUUCUACGACCCGACCGUACCCGUGUCGCAGAAGUACGAGCUGGGCGCGGCGCUGUACAUCGGCUGGGCGGCUUCGGCGCUGCUCAUGUGCGGAGGUGGCCUCGUGUGCUGCGGCGCCUGGGCCUGCGCCGGCCGCCCCGACUUCAGCUUCCCGGUCAAGUACUCGGCGCCGCGGCGGCCCACGGCCAGCGGCGACUACGACAAGAAGAACUACGUCUGAGGGCGCCGGGCACGGCUGGGCCCUUCCUGCCAGCCACGUCCGCGAGCCGUCGGGCCGGCCUGGGGAACCCGCGCAGACAGCGGCCUCGGCCGGGUCGCGCCGCGCACAGGCUCCGUGGGACUACCGGCUGCGCGCACGGCCGCAGCCCGUGGGCCGGCUCCUGCGGGCGCCCGCAGCGCGGCCUCUCCGGCCGGGACAGACGACACACAGUUGCAAGGACCUGAUUCGUUUUCCUUCUCUGGGCGCGUGCUGGAAUUCAUUGGCAGAGUGGGCACCAGACCGAAGGCGCUGCUUCCUCUUGGCAACUGACUCCCCAGGGGCCUCCAGCGGAGUCCAGAGGCACAUCACCCCAGCCUGAGGGAUGUGCACAGCCGCUGUUACCCUGUCAGGGUCCUGUGCUGAUGGACCCGGACCGAGCCCAGGACACAACCUCCCUGUCUCAUCCCCAGCAGCUCCCCAGGCAAGGCUUGUGGGUGUCAGAGAAUAGAGCUGGCUGGGGCCCUGCUCUCCUCUGCAGCUUGUGGGGUGGGAGUCAGGAGGUUAAGAAUUUGCUUAGUAAAUGGUUUGAACACUCUC
Molecule: messenger RNA, 1492 nt
Organism: Otolemur garnettii (small-eared galago)
Lineage: Eukaryota; Metazoa; Chordata; Mammalia; Primates; Galagidae
Gene: CLDN5
Product: claudin 5
Exons: 1
Coding region: 260-916 (218 amino acids)
Biological process (GO): bicellular tight junction assembly; cell adhesion
Cellular component (GO): bicellular tight junction; plasma membrane
Molecular function (GO): structural molecule activity
Source: RefSeq, a predicted model, not a curated record